CUGUGUGGGUUCCCCCACAGGAAGAAGGCGCUUUGAUCAUCGAGGGACUUCUCAACAUUGCCUGGGGACUGAGGCGGCCUAUCCGGCUCCAGAUACAGGACGACAGGGAGCGAGUGCACCUCUCCUCAGCCUCCUGGACACCCGGACAGCCCGGCUGCCCCCUAAAGGAGCCACUUCUUCAGGAUGGCAGGGUCCCUGCCCAGGAGCCAAGUACUCAGACAGCACCCAGAGCCGAGAUUUCCAGACACAGCUCAGAGCCCCUGGAGGAGGACGAGGAGACCCCCCAGCUGAUGCGGACCAAGAGUGACGCAGCUUGUGUGAUCCAGAGGAGGCCCCGGGCCCGCGCACCCGGCGAGGCCCAGAGGAUCCGGCGACAUCGCUUCUCCAUCAAUGGGCACUUUUACAACCACAAGACCUCGGUGUUUACUCCUGCCUAUGGGUCCGUGACCAACGUGAGGGUCAACAGCACCAUGACAACUGUGCACGUGCUCACCCUGCUGCUGAACAAGUUCCGAGUGGAAAAUGGCCCCAGUGAGUUUGCGCUCUACAUUGUUCACGAGUCUGGGGAGCGAACAAAAUUAAAAGACUGUGAGUACCCACUGAUUUCCAGAAUCCUGCACGGGCCAUGUGAAAAGAUCGCCAGGAUAUUCCUGAUGGAAGCCGACCUGGGCGAGGAAGUUCCCCACGAUGUCGCUCAGUACAUUAAAUUUGAAAUGCCGGUGCUGGACAGUUUUGUUGAAAAAUUAAAAGAAGAGGAGGAAAGAGAAAUAAUCAAACUGACCACGAAGUUCCAAGCCCUGCGUCUGACGAUGCUGCAGCGCCUGGAGCAGCUGGUGGAGGCCAAGUAGCCAGCCAGCGCCGGCCUCUUCGAAAGCCCCCCAACUGCCAGUGCACACUGAGUGUGGGGGGCCGGGCCCUGACUGGUCACACGGACUGAGAGCCACCGGCUGGGGAAUCAAGCCCCCGCGCUUCUACCUGUCUAUCUGCCUGAGUACCAUGCGCCCCAUGUCCCUGGCUCUUGGCUCCAAGCUGAGCACUCACCGGGCCCAGAGCCAGGCCUGAGGAGCCACAAAUUUGCUCGGUGGGGUCUAUGUGUGAGGCUUGCCUGGGCAGUAAGCAGCCCUGAAGCUGGGGCACUGGCCACAUUAUGUGGCUGGAUGGCGUGGCCAGUCCUGUUCAUGCCACACCUCUCUUGCUCAGGAGAGCAGUACCUGAUCGCGCCCAUGGGGUGUGCGCCCUAUCUGCUUUCCCAGUGCCUGGGCCCAGAGUUUCUGCCUGGCCAGGAACCACUGACCUCCUCAUCCACGUGAACCGUGAGAUCCCUGUCCGGCCUCCCCUCAUGCUGCUACUCAAGACUGUGCUGGGAAAAACACGGGCUGCCAGCAGGUAUGGGAUGUGCCCUGCUUCUGGCCUUCACUUCCCCGUGGCAUCCCUGGCCUCCAAGCCUUUGAUGCCACCCUGUGAGCAUCACACAGCCUAGCACCCUGGCAGCAGAGGUCAGACCCAGGAUAAGACCAUGAGCCUCCUAUCGUCUCUCUGCAGCACUGGCUUCUAACUUUCUCUUGGGACCUGAAGAAUUCUUAUAAGGAGCUUGCUGCAGGAAACAUGGCACUUCGAUCACAUAGAGGAGGAGGCCCACAUGGCACUGGAAGGAUGCCAGCCCAUGUGCAGCAGAGUCCGUGGCUCAGGCAGUGGGUCGGGAAGGCAAUGCUCAGUCCCCAUCACAGCUGUCCCUUGGAUGCCCGUGUGCCUCUUGCUCUUUCUGGGCUUAUUCCUUCACUCUCUUCACUUCCCGUCAAAGGGGCACAAUGAGGAGAAAUAUCUAUUUGAGGAGAAAGGGCUUUGAAUUCCCUGCGGCCAGAACAAUUUGGAUUUGUCAGCUGGUGGAGAAUUUCUGGAAUGAACAGGAAGGCCUUUGCAAAACUAUGCAACAGUUUACAUUGGUCAUGUGAAGUGUUUGUCCAAAACAGAGCAAGUUAAAGACCAAAUUCUUUUCCCACUGGGGCCUGUGGACAGUGGAUUUAAAGAGAAGAACUGUAAAGUCUUCCAAAUAUAAAAGACAGUCCAGCUCUGCUCCAUGCAAUGGCUCCUUCCUGGCACCCAUAAAGAGCAGAGCCUGGGAGCAGCCGUGCUGUGUGGAACCACUGUUCCAGGUGAACUUCAUGCCAGGAUUUCCCUGGCCUAGCUCCAUUGUCACAGAGACAUGCAGCAGUGCCCCAGGGAGAUCCCCGGCAGUAUCUGUCAUCUCUGCUCUCCCUCCCUUUCCUAGUUUCCUAGGAGCUCAAUAAAGGUGCGCUGUAUUGAACUGAA
Leptonychotes weddellii (Weddell seal) is the source of this 2310-nucleotide messenger RNA. Lineage: Eukaryota; Metazoa; Chordata; Mammalia; Carnivora; Phocidae. The record is from RefSeq and is a predicted model, not a curated record.